AUGUUCAGCAAAACUCCAGAACAUGGCUCCUCCGGCUUAUCGAAGAAGAAGCAGAAAACAGCAGCCGGCUUGUUCAUCUCCAUGUCGACUUUCAUGGCUAUAUGCGCAGAGCGAGCCGACCUGGUCUCCCGCAAGAUCAAAGCCAAGGCGACGAGGACGAUCAGGGCCACUCAGAAAAAGGAUCCUUCAUCACCGACGUUUGCUUCCAGGCAGAAGCAGCUCCUGUUGACGUUAAGCAACAAGGCGGUCGGAUUUAUGCACCGGAAAAGGAUCGGUAAUCAUGCCGGCGCCCGGACUGAGCCGGAGGAGUGGAGUGACCGUGGGGUCUGGCAAAAGGCUAUCUUGAUGGGGGACAAGUGUGAGCCGUUGGAUUUCUCAGGCGUAAUUUAUUACGAUAGUAACGGGAACCAGGUAAGCGGAGUCCCUGUCAGGUCGGCACGUGCCAGUCCAAUGCCCGGGUAUAACUCACGGGCUGGGAAAUCGGAUCUGUGA
Molecule: messenger RNA, 492 nt
Organism: Juglans regia (Persian walnut)
Lineage: Eukaryota; Viridiplantae; Streptophyta; Magnoliopsida; Fagales; Juglandaceae
Exons: 1
Coding region: 1-492 (163 amino acids)
Source: RefSeq, a predicted model, not a curated record